AUGUCCAAGACGGCUUUCCAUCAGAAAGACGACAAGAACACCGGGGCACUUGAUAACGAAGCUCCCGAGGGCCAAGUUCACGAUGACUCUUACGUGACAGGUGAAAGCGAGCCUAUUCCCGUCCAGGGUGACGACGAUGCCGUCGCGGAUCCAAUAAAGGAGACAACGGCAGAUUCCGACAAGGCGUUGGAACGAGACGAAAAAGAGGCGAUUGACAAGUCCAACAUCAUCAGAGACAGGACCAGGGGCGCGAAGCCGCGUGGUCAAUAUACAGAGCCGGAUGACAGCCAGCUGGGGUUGACUGAGUAG
Messenger RNA from Ustilaginoidea virens, 309 nucleotides. RefSeq lists its product as uncharacterized. Lineage: Eukaryota; Fungi; Ascomycota; Sordariomycetes; Hypocreales; Clavicipitaceae. The record is from RefSeq and is a predicted model, not a curated record. The coding region runs from base 1 to 309 and encodes 102 amino acids. The transcript is spliced from 2 exons.